Molecule: messenger RNA, 951 nt
Organism: Mus pahari (shrew mouse)
Lineage: Eukaryota; Metazoa; Chordata; Mammalia; Rodentia; Muridae
Gene: Upp1
Product: uridine phosphorylase 1
Exons: 6
Coding region: 1-951 (316 amino acids)
Biological process (GO): uridine catabolic process; nucleotide catabolic process
Cellular component (GO): cytosol; cytoplasm
Molecular function (GO): uridine phosphorylase activity
Source: RefSeq, a predicted model, not a curated record
AUGGUAACGCUGGCCACUACACAUCCAUGUUCUAUAAACCUUUCUCUUUUUGUUUCUAACAGUGACUGCUUCAUCCAACUUUCAAAUCCAAACAUAGCAACCAUGCAGGAAGAUGUGCUCUACCAUUUCAACCUCAGCACCAGCACACACGAUUUCCCUGCUAUGUUUGGAGAUGUGAAGUUUGUGUGCGUUGGUGGAAGCUCUUCCCGGAUGAGGACCUUCAUCAAGUAUGUGGCUGCAGAGCUGGGCCUUGACCAUCCAGGGAAGGAAUACACCAACAUCUGUGCAGGCACUGACCGCUACGCCAUGUAUAAAGCCGGGCCCGUGCUGUCUGUGAGCCAUGGCAUGGGCAUCCCUUCCAUCGGGAUCAUGUUGCACGAGCUCAUCAAGAUGCUGUACCAUGCCAGGUGCUCCAACAUCACCAUCAUCCGCAUCGGCACUUCAGGCGGGAUAGGUCUGGAGCCUGGCUCUGUCGUCAUCACGCAGCAGGCAGUGGAUGAGUGCUUCAAGCCUGAGUUUGAGCAGAUUGUCCUGGGAAAACGGGUGAUUCGCAACACCAACCUGGACCCGCAGCUGGUUCAGGAGUUGGUGCAGUGCUCCUCAGACCUGAAUGAGUUCCCCACGGUUGUGGGCAACACCAUGUGCACCUUGGACUUCUAUGAGGGGCAAGGCCGUCUGGAUGGCGCCCUCUGCUCCUACACAGAGAAGGACAAACAGGCCUAUCUGCGUGCAGCCCAUGCUGCGGGUGUCCGAAAUAUCGAGAUGGAAUCUUCGGUGUUUGCCACCAUGUGCAGCGCCUGUGGCCUGAAAGCUGCCGUGGUGUGUGUCACCCUUCUGGACCGUCUGCAAGGGGACCAGAUCAACACUCCCCACGAUGUACUUGUGGAAUACCAGCAGAGACCACAGCGGCUGGUGGGCCACUUCAUCAAGAAGAGCCUGGGACGGGCCUGA